Molecule: messenger RNA, 2327 nt
Organism: Aegilops tauschii subsp. strangulata
Lineage: Eukaryota; Viridiplantae; Streptophyta; Magnoliopsida; Poales; Poaceae
Product: galactoside 2-alpha-L-fucosyltransferase
Biological process (GO): cell wall biogenesis; xyloglucan biosynthetic process
Cellular component (GO): Golgi apparatus; membrane
Molecular function (GO): galactoside 2-alpha-L-fucosyltransferase activity
Source: RefSeq, a predicted model, not a curated record
GAUUUACAAAUGGUCUGAUGGGCAUAGUCGUCUGAGGAGUAUCGUGUGAAAAGCGUCGGCUGAAUAGCAGUGCUCGGUUGCCAAACCCACUGCCACCACGUUCCAAGCUCCGUCAAACCCACGACGAUAAGGAGCGCGCCCCUAUUCUCUCGCAAGUUGCAGCGCCCACCCGGCCGCGGCCUUCCACAGCUUUGACCCGCUCCGUCCCCGAGCGAGACUCACCCCAAAGCAAAGCGCAAACAAGACGCUUCUUCUUCCAGCCGGCCCGCUCUACACGGCGAGCACGGAGCGGAGCAAACGAGCGAGCUAGAGGUAGAGCCUAGAGCUAGCGUGGAGGCGGCUCGAUCAUGGAGAAGCAACCGAGCGGCUGGCGGGGGAGCAGCGGCGGCCACGAGGAGAGGCUGCCCCUGCGCGGCGGCGGCGGCGGCGGCCUGGAGACGGAGGCAAGGGCGCCGCACGUCCACGCCGCGGAUCAGCAGGAGGCGGGGCGGGGCAGGCACCGGCGCAGCUGCGCGCGCGCCGCGCUGCUGCUCUGCCUGCUCACGCUCCCGGCCUGCAUCCUCGCCGUCUGGAACCUGCGGGCCGAGUCCUCGCCGCGGAUGCUCUUCGACGUCGACGACCUCCCAAAGGACGACUACGACGACGACCAAGAUAUACGAGAUGAUAUGCCUGAUGAUUUAUCUCCAUCGGCACAAAUUGAUUAUGACAGACUUCUGGGUGGCCUUCUGAUCGAGGGAUUUGAUGAAAGAUCGUGUCGCAGCAGGUACCAGUUUGCACGUUAUCACAGGAAUGCAGCAAGAGUACCUUCUCCAUACCUCAUAGAAAGAUUAAGGAGACAAGAAGCACUGCAGAAGAAGUGUGGUCCAGGCACCAAAUCAUACAACAAUGCUGCAAAACAGCUCAUGUCCACUCAGAGCAUCGACGGCAUAUCGGAUUGCAACUAUCUCUUCCUGACAAUCCAUGCCGGGAUGGGGAACCGGAUGCUUGAGAUCACUUCAGCGUUCCUUUACGCACUUUUGACAGGCAGGGUUUUGCUCGUGGACCGUUAUAAGCAGAUUGCCAACACUUUCUGUGAGCCUUUUCCUGGAACUUCAUGGUUGAUUCCUUCAGAUUUCCCUCUGAGCUAUAAUGAGUUCACCAAGCAUAGUCCAGAGAGCUAUGGUAACAUGUUGCAGGAAAAUGUUAUCCGUGGCAACACAUAUCGGUCUCUAGCCAGUGCUAGGCCUCCCUAUGCGUACCUCCAUCUUGACGGUGACUACGCUUUCCACGACAAGCUUUUCUACUGCGAAGACGAUCAACAGUUCCUGCAAGGUGUGCCGUGGCUGAUCAUGCGGACCGACAUGUACUUCGUGCCGUCACUGUUUCUUAUCCCAAGUUUCCAGGAUGAACUGAGCAAGCUGUUUCCUGAAAAGGACACCGUUUUCCAUCACUUGGGCCGGUAUCUUCUUCAUCCCACAAAUGAUAUCUGGUAUUCGGCGACAACGUACUACAGGGCCUACCUUGCUAAAGCUGAUAAAGUAGUGGGAAUACAGAUCAGGAUAUUUGAGAAGAAGGGCAUCCUGCAAAGAAACGGGCCGUUUCCACACGUUUUAGAGCAGAUCCUUUCCUGUGCCCAGGGUGAAAAGCUGCUGCCACAAAUCGGCGUGACCGAUGGAGCGGCCGCUGGGAAUAACCGGACAAUCGCCGUUCUUGGGACCUCUUUGAGCUCUUGGUACAGUGAUCAGAUCAGGGAAAGGUACAGCGAGCACCGGACCGUCGACGGCACCAUGGUGAAAGUUUACCAGCCGAGCCACGAGGAGUACCAGAAGAAGAAGAACAGGAAGCACAACAUGAAGGCGCUGGCGGAGAUCUACCUGCUGAGCAUGAGCGAUGUGCUCAUCACCAGCGGCUUCUCCACCUUCGGGUACGUCGCGCAGGGCCUCGCCGGCCUCACGCCGUGGAUCAUGUACAGGCCCGAGAACCACGUCGUGCCGGAGCCGCCGUGCGGCCGUGCCAUGUCCAUCGAGCCGUGCUUCCACCAGGCCCCCUACUUCGACUGCAGGGCGAAGAGGGACGCCGACCUGGGCAAGGUGGUGCCGUACGUGAGGCACUGCGAAGACGUCAGCUGGGGGCUCAAGAUUGUAAAUGAAACUCGGUUGUAGCUGUAAGUUUUCUUUUCUUUUCUUCACACGGUAACACAAUUGUUUGCUAAGAUAAGGUAGGCUUCUUUCUAAUUUACAGGAAAAAUAUGUUCCAUGAAUGUAUUUUAUUUUCCUCUCAUGCAUUUGAUCAGAACUGUAGAUAGUUGAUAAACAGAUUCAUCAAUAGGAAAAUACUAUGAUUACCAA